Molecule: messenger RNA, 14241 nt
Organism: Artibeus jamaicensis (Jamaican fruit-eating bat)
Lineage: Eukaryota; Metazoa; Chordata; Mammalia; Chiroptera; Phyllostomidae
Gene: ARFGEF3
Product: ARFGEF family member 3
Exons: 34
Coding region: 349-6891 (2180 amino acids)
Biological process (GO): regulation of ARF protein signal transduction
Molecular function (GO): guanyl-nucleotide exchange factor activity
Source: RefSeq, a predicted model, not a curated record
UCAGGACAUCCGCCUCCACCUUUCCGCGAAGCCUUCCUGUCCCAGGGGCCAUUCUCAGCGACCCGGUUUGGCGAGCGCCAUUCCAGCCUCGAGCCCAGAGCCCACCAACGCCGCCACCGCGCGCUGAGCGCACCUGACCCGGGCGAGCGGGCGGGGCGGGGCGACGGGACUGACGUGGCCCGCGGCGUGGAGCGGGCGUGAUUCAUCAGCUGCCGCACCAGGGCCGGAUGCUGGCGAGCGCAGCGGCCGCCUAGGCGCUCAGGGCCAGGGAGCAGCGGCGGCGGCUUUCCCUCUCCGGCCUCGCGCGCUUCCAUCGCUGUCGGCUGCCAGGCCCCUGCGAAGCUCAAGAUGGAAGAGAUCCUGAGGAAGCUGCAGAAGGAAGCGUCUGGGAGCAAGUACAAAGCCAUCAAAGAGAGCUGCACCUGGGCCCUGGAAACCCUGGGUGGUGUGGAUACCAUUGUCAAGAUCCCUCCCCACUUGCUGAGGGAGAAAUGCCUGCUGCCUCUCCAGUUGGCUUUGGAAUCCAAGAAUACGAAGCUGGCCCAACACGCCUUGGCAGGGAUACAGAAGCUUCUGUCAGAAGAGAGGUUUGUAUCCAUGGAAACGGACUCUGACGAGAAGCAGCUGCUCAAUCAGGUCCUGAAUGCUGUGAAAGUGACGCCGUCCCUCAAUGAAGACCUGCAGGUGGAAGUGAUGAAGGUUUUACUCUGCAUUACCUACACCCCAACAUUUGACCUGAAUGGCAGUGCCGUGCUGAAGAUCGCGGAGUUGUGUUUAGCAUGCCGUAAAGCUGGAUGUCCACAAAUGCAUGAAAUGAUCAAAAUGUCCAUUAUGAAAGUCCUCACUGCCCUGUGUCUUCGUGCAUUCCCUGACGAUCAGGGCCCUGUGGCUUUUCACAAGAUCAUUGAAAACCCAGACGUCCCACAGGAAUUCAGGAAUCAAGGGUUGACCGUCGAGGCCCUCUGUGACGACCUUGUAUCUGUGCUCACUGUUCUGUGUGAGAAGCUACAAGCCGCCAUCAAUGACAGCCAGCAGCUGCAGCUUCUGUACCUGGAGUGCAUUCUGUCCGUGCUCAGCAGCUCCUCCUUCUCCAUGCACCUGCACAGAGGCUUCACCGACCUGAUCUGGAAAAACCUUUGCCCUGCUCUCAUUGUGAUCCUGGGGAAUCCAAUUCAUGACAAAACCAUCACCUCCGCUCAUAGCAACCCGAGUGCCGGCAUGGACUCGGACUCCGCGUCUCCUGGAGUUUCUGACCACGGCCGGGGCUCGGGCUGCUCCUCCACUGCGCCUGCGCUGAGCGGGCCUGUGGCUCGUACCAUCUACUACAUUGCAGCUGAGUUGGUCCGGCUGGUGGGGUCGGUAGACUCCAUGAAGCCGGUGCUCCAGUCCCUUUAUCACCGAGUGCUGCUCUAUCCCCCGCCCCAGCACCGAGUGGAAGCCAUCAAAGUAAUGAAGGAGCUACUUGGGAGCCCUCAGCGUCUCUGCGACUUGGCAGGACCCAGUUCCACUGAACCCGAGACCAGGAAAAGAUCCAUUUCAAAAAGAAAGUCUCAUCUGGAUCUUCUCAAACUCAUCAUGGAUGGUAUGACCGAAGCGUGCAUCAAGGGUGGCAUCGAAGCUUGUUAUGCCGCCGUGUCCUGUGUCUGCACCUUGCUUGGGGCCUUAGAUGAGCUCAGCCAGGGCAAGGGCUUGAGCGAAGGUCAGGUGCAGCUGUUGCUUCUGCGCCUGGAGGAGCUGAAGGAUGGGGCUGAGUCGAGCAGGGACUCCAUGGAGAUCAAUGAGGCCGACUUCCGCUGGCAGCGGCGGGUCCUGUCCUCAGAGCACACGCCGUGGGAGUCGGGGAAUGAGAGGAGCCCUGACAUCAGCAUUAGUGUGACCACAGACACGGGCCAGACCACUUUGGAGGGAGAGUUGGGUCAGACCACACCCGAGGACCACUGCGAAAACCCCAAGAAUAGCCUCAGAUCCCCAGCCAUCCAGGAGAGCAAGGAGACACUGAGCAAAGUGUUAGAACCAGAAGCGGUAGACCAGCCAGACGUCGUUCAGAGAAGCCACACCGUUGCUUACCCUGACAUAACUAACUUCCUGUCGGUGGACUGCAGGAUGAGGUCCUACGGGUCCAGAUACAGUGAGAGCAACUUCAGUGUGGAUGACCAGGACCUCUCCAGGACGGAAUUUGACUCCUGUGAUCAGUACUCAAUGGCAGCAGAGAAGGACUCAGGGAGAUCUGACGUGUCGGACAUUGGGUCGGACAACUGUUCGCUGGCUGAUGAGGAGCAGACGCCUCGGGAUUGCCUGGGCCACAGGUCCCUGCGGACUGCGGCUCUGUCUCUCAAACUGCUAAAGAACCAGGAGGCCGACCAGCACAGCGCCAGGCUCUUCGUGCAGUCCCUCGAAAGCCUCCUCCCUCGCCUCCUGGCCCUGCCCAGCGUGGAAGAGGUAGACUCCGCCCUCCAGAACUUCGCCUCUACCUUCUGCUCAGGCAUGAUGCAUUCCCCGGGCUUUGACGGGAACAGCAGCCUCAGCCUGCAGAUGCUGAUGAACGCGGACAGCCUGUAUGCGGCUGCGCACUGUGCUCUGCUGCUCAACCUGAAGCUCUCCCACGGGGACUACUACCGGAAGCGGCCCUCCCUGGCGCCGGGCAUGCUGAAAGAGUUCACGAAGCAGGUGCACAACAGCGGGGUGGUGAUGGUCUUCUCCCAGGCCUGGAUCGAGGAACUCUACCAUCAGGUGCUCGACAGAAACAUGCUGGGGGAAGCUGGCUACUGGGGCAGCCCAGAGGACAACAGCCUUCCGCUCAUCACCAUGCUGACCGAUAUCGAUGGGCUAGAGAGCAGUGCAAUUGGGGGCCAGCUGAUGGCCUCGGCAUCUACAGAGUCUCCUUUCACCCAGGGCAGGAGAAUUGAUGACUCCACAGUGGCAGGUGUGGCAUUUGCUCGCUAUAUUCUGGUUGGCUGCUGGAAGAACUUGAUCGAUACUUUAUCAACCCCCCUGACUGGCCGCAUGGCGGGGAGCUCCAAAGGGCUGGCCUUCAUUCUGGGAGCCGAAGGCAUCAAAGAGCAGAACCAGAAAGAACGGGAUGCCAUCUGCAUGAGCCUGGAUGGGCUGCGGAAAGCGGCGCGGCUGAGCUGUGCUCUAGGAGUUGCGGCUAACUGCGCCUCGGCCCUUGCACAAAUGGCAGCUGCCUCCUGUGUCCAGGAAGAGAAAGAGGACAAGGAAGUCCAAGAACCCAGUGAUACCAUAGCACAAGUGAAACUGAAAGUGGAGCAGAAGCUGGAGCAGAUCGGGAAGCUGCAUGGGGUGUCACUGCACACGGCCCAUGUCCUGUGCAUGGACGCCAUCCUCAGCGUAGGCCUGGAGAUGGGAAGCCACAACCCGGACUGCUGGCCACACGUGUUCAGGGUGUGUGAGUACGUGGGCACGUUGGAACACACCCACUUCAGCGACGGCACCUCCCAGCCCGCGCUGACCAUCAGCCAGCCCCAGAAGGCACCUGGUGGCUCUGGACUGCUCGGGGACCUGGAGGGUGAGGGCUCACCCUCGGAGCAGAGCCCGGAGCAGGAGGGCUCGCUGAGCAUGGCCCCUGUCAUCCAGCCCCUCUCCAUCCAAGAGCUCGUCAGGGAAGGCGGCCGAGGCCGGGCCUGCGACUUCCGUGGGGGCAGCCUCAUGACCGGGAGCAGCGCCGCCAAGGCCGUGCUCACGCUGUCCACACAGGCCGACAGGCUCUUUGAAGACGCUACGGACAAGUUGAACCUCAUGGCUUUGGGAGCUUUUCUUUACCAGCUGAAGAAAGCGUCGCAGUCCCAGCUUUUCCAUUCUGUUACGGACACGGUUGAUUACUCGCUGGCCAUGCCAGGAGAAGUGAAAUCCACCCAAGACCGGAAAAGUGCCCUGCACCUCUUCCGCCUCGGGGACGCCAUGCUGAGGAUCGUGCGCAGCAGAUCGAGGCCACUGCUCCACGUCAUGCGCUGCUGGAGCCUCGUGGCCCCGCACCUGGUGGAGGCCGCCUGCCAUAAGGAAAGACACGUGUCUCAGAAGGCCGUCUCCUUCAUCCAUGACAUACUGACAGAGGUCCUCACUGACUGGAAUGAGCCACCUCACUUCCACUUCAAUGAAGCGCUCUUCCGACCCUUUGAGCGUAUUAUGCAGCUAGAGUUGUGUGACGAGGAUGUUCAAGACCAGGUCGUCACAUCCAUUGGUGAGCUGGUUGAAGUGUGUUCCUCCCAAAUCCAGUCGGGCUGGAGGCCCUUGUUCAGUGCCCUGGAAACGGUGCACAGUGGGAACAAGUCUGAGGUGAAGGACUACCUAGUUGGUGAUUACUCCAUGGGAAAAGGCCAAGCUCCAGUGUUUGAUGUAUUUGAAGCUUUUCUCAAUACCGACAACAUCCAGGUCUUUGCUAAUGCAGCCACUAGUUACAUCAUGUGCCUUAUGAAGUUUGUCAAAGGACUGGGGGAGGUGGACUGUAAGGAGAUCGGAGACUGCGUGCCGGGACCAGGAGCCACGUCCCCAGACCUGUGCCUCCCUGCCCUGGAUUACCUCAGGCGCUGCUCUCAGUUAUUGGCCAAAAUCUACAAAAUGCCCAUGAAGCCAAUAUUCCUUAGCGGGCGACUGGCCAGCUUGCCUCGCAGGCUCCAGGAGCAGUCGGCGAGCAGCGAGGAUGGAAUUGAGUCAGUCCUGUCUGAUUUUGAUGAUGACACUGGUCUGAUAGAAGUCUGGAUCAUCCUGCUGGAGCAGCUAACAGCAGCUGUGUCCAACUGUCCACGGCAGCACCAACCGCCAACCUUGGACUUGCUCUUCGAGCUGUUGAGAGAUGUUACCAAAACACCUGGGCCGGGGUUUGGGAUCUAUGCAGUCGUUCAUCUUCUCCUUCCUGUGAUGUCCCUCUGGCUCCGCCGUAGCCAUAAAGACCAUUCGUACUGGGAUGCAGCCUCUGCGAACUUCAAGCACGCCAUCGGUCUGUCCUGUGAGCUGGUGGUGGAGCAUAUUCAAAGCUUCAUACACUCAGACAUCAGGUAUGAGAGCAUGAUCAACACCAUGCUGAAGGACCUCUUCGAGCUGCUGGUCGCCUGUGUGGCCAAGCCCACGGAAACCAUCUCCAGAGUGGGCUGCUCCUGUAUCAGGUACGUCCUCGUGACGGCGGGCCCUGUGUUCACGGAAGAGAUGUGGAGGCUGGCCUGCUGCGCCCUGCAGGAUGCGUUCUCUGCCACGCUCAAGCCGGUGAAGGAUCUGCUGGGCUGCUUCCACAGCGGCACCGAGAGCUUCAGUGGGGAAGGCUGCCAGGUGAGGGUGGCGGCCCCUUCCUCCUCCCCCAGUGCCGAGGCCGAGUACUGGCGCAUCCGAGCCAUGGCUCAGCAGGUGUUUAUGCUGGACACCCAGUGCUCCCCAAAGACUCCAAACAACUUCGAUCAUGCGCAGUCCUGCCAGCUCAUCAUUGAACUGCCUCCUGAUGAAAAGCCAAAUGGACACACCAAGAAAAGUGUUUCUUUCAGGGAAAUUGUGGUGAGCUUACUGUCUCAUCAAGUGUUACUCCAGAACUUAUAUGAUAUCUUGUUGGAAGAGUUUGUCAAAGGCCCCUCUCCCGGCGAGGAGAAGAGUAUCCAAGUGCCAGAAACCAAGCUGGCUGGCUUCCUCAGAUACAUCUCCAUGCAGAACCUAGCUGUCAUAUUUGACCUGCUGCUGGACUCCUACAGGACAGCCAGAGAGUUUGACACCAGCCCUGGGUUGAAGUGCCUGCUGAAGAAAGUGUCCGGCAUUGGAGGGGCAGCCAACCUGUACCGCCAGUCGGCGAUGAGUUUCAACAUCUACUUCCACGCACUCGUCUGUGCUGUGCUCACCAAUCAAGAAACCAUCACGGCCGAGCAGGUGAAGAAAAUCCUUUUUGAGGAUGAUGAGAGAAGCACAGAUUCAUCACAGCAGUGUUCAUCAGAAGAUGAAGACAUUUUUGAGGAGACUGCCCAAGUGAGCCCCCCAAGAGGCAAGGAGAAGAGGCAGUGGAGGGCUCGGAUGCCAUCUUUAAGUGUCCAGCCCAUCAGCAAUGCAGACUGGGUGUGGCUGGUCAAGAGGCUUCACAAGCUGUGCAUGGAGCUGUGCAAUAACUACAUCCAGAUGCACUUGGACCUGGAAAACAGCAUGGAGGAAGCGCCCAUCUUCAAGAGCGACCCAUUCUUUAUCCUUCCCUCCUUCCAGUCCGAGUCAUCCACCCCGUCCACUGGGGGGUUCUCGGGGAAAGAUACACCUUCCGAGGAUGACAGGAGCCAGGCACGGGAUCACCUAGGUGAGUCCCUGAGCCUGCGGGUGGGCAGCGGGGAAACACUGAUGCUGCCCCCAAGCCCCAAGGUGGAGAAGAAGGACCCCAGCAGGAAGAAGGAGUGGUGGGAGAAUGCGGGUAACAAAAUCUACACCAUGGCGGCAGACAAAACCAUUUCAAAGCUGAUGACGGAAUACAAAAAGAGGAAACAGCAGCAUAACCUGCCCACGUUCCCCAAAGAGGUCAAAGUGGAGAAGAAGGGAGAGGCCCUGGGUCCAAGAGGCCAAGGGUCCCCACUGCUUCAGCGUCCCCAGCACCUGAUAGACCAAGGGCAGAUGCGGCAUUCCUUCAGUGCAGGCCCCGAGCUGCUGCGACAGGAGAGGAGGCCCCGCUCAGGCUCCACCGGGAGCUCCCUGAGUGUCUCCGUGAGAGACGCUGAAGCACAGAUCCAGGCGUGGACCAACAUGGUGCUAACCGUCCUCAAUCAGAUUCAGGUCCUCCCAGACCCGACCUUCACGGCCCUCCAGCCCGCAGUGUUCCCGUGCAUCAGCCAGCUGACCUGCCACGUGACUGACAUCAGAGUGCGCCAGGCUGUGAGAGAGUGGCUGGGCCGAGUGGGCCGCGUCUAUGACAUCAUCGUGUAGAUGACUCACAGCGAAGAAAUUCAGGAGCGAGGGUUAGAGUAUGCCUCGCAUCUUCCCCACCACCAGCCCCACGGAAACCAGUGUCCCGGAGAACAGCCGGCUGCUCCCUAACUAAUCAGCAGUAGGGGCCAUUCUGGACACUAAAGGCUACAUCUACAUGACACAAAAUAUACCCCGAUUUUGAACAUUAUUUCAGAAGAGUCUCCCUCCAUUCCUUGACACAUUUCCAUAUCUUGAAGUUUAUUUCCCAGUGUUUUUACCUGCCAUGUUAUUGCCAAAUGGGUCACAUUCAAGGACCACUCUGAAAACUUUGCAUCGAUCUUUUUUUUUUAAUGCAAUUGCUAAGGAAAUAUCUGCUAAGUCAAGCUGAUGUAUAAACAGUCAGACUUCUAGUACCAAACAUUAUUCAUUAGAGAAAGAUUUAUAUCAUGAUUGUGCAUUUGGUGGGGAAGAAAACAGCUAGAGAGACAUGUUCUUGGAUGUCAUAAUCAAGGAAAGGGUGACUUUCUCUGUAAAAUAUUCCAGAACAUUUAAAAAUUGCCCUAAGUUGUAAAGAUUUUCUGGUUGGCACUCACCAACUUCCUUGGUUAAGGUACUAUUGUGCCUUUGUUCCCCUAUUUGUAAUGGAAGGAAAUUCUUUCCUAGCAGAAUGUCCAGUCCACGUUAUGGCAGCCUUUGACACACGGACCCACUGAUAUUUGCCGACACGGAUGUUGUCAAGAGACAGAUGACUGACCAGCUACCCUGGCAGUCCCAUUAGUCUCUGCUUUUGCUUUCAAGACGAAAAAGAAAAGGGAAAGAAAAAAAUGGUGCCUUAGUCCCUUGUUUUACAGAUAUUUCUAUGCUCCACAGUUAUCUGAACAUAAGGUUUAACAUUUGGUUUUUAAGAAAACAUUGAAAUGCAACUCAUUUGAUAGCCACGCCCUCGGAGGAAAGGAAGUGAGUUCUCCAUUCAGUGAGCAGACUUCUCAGGGAAGGGGGCUGGGAGUGUGGGGUAGGGAGACAGCUGGAUGAGGUGGGAAGGGGGAUUAUAAUGAAAUCAUUUUAGUCUUCAAAUAUUACACUACGACCAUGUGAACUUACGGUGUCCGUUACACAAGCUCUAGUCUCGGAUGAAAAGACACAGAAUGAAGUUUAGGAAAUGAAAUUUUGGUUUAAAUUAUCUUUGCUCUCCAGGAAGUCUACUUACCCCAUGUCUGAAGUCCGUUUAUCCAGGCCAAUAUUUUAAGUGGAUAUUUCUUUUCUUAAAUUUUGCUAGAAAAAUUAGUCUGGAACCUUUAUUUUACUAUGUACAGUAUAUUUAAUAGUUCUUAAUAAUAAUGAUUAAAACUCCUCAGUCGAGUUCAUUCAUGUAUAUUCUAUCGUUAGUUGCUAUGACAAACAUUAUAAUUUCCCAGCCCCUAAAAAUACAUUCAUAAUUGAAUAAGUCAUCUUUUAAAAAUAGAACAUCAACCCUUUGAUAUUGAAGUAAGGAUCUGAAAUUGACAACUGUACUUAGAGCUGGUAUUUGUAAACAUUGUCUUCCUGAAAAACAGGUGAACUUAUCUGCAAAUUUAACAGGAAGACUGAGUUGAUUCACUUAGGCAAUCUGAAAAAAGGAACUUGAUCUUUCAGUAUGCCACCCAAAUAAAGGUCACCACAGAAUCGAGAAGACAUUUUUUUCAGAGCCACAAAACACUCUUUGCCUUCCGUUUUUCCUCAUUAGACAACAAUUUGAGUUUAGAAAUAGAUCAACUGUUUGAUUGUAACAAGCAAUGAAUUGUUGGGAUAGCAAUGAGCUGUGUUCGUGCUUUUGAACUUUUAUGUCUUGUAAGUCAGGCAAGUUUUUUUUUUUUUAACAAAAGCAGUACACUAUAGGUAUUUGUUUUUGUUUCUAUGACUUUUCUUAAGGGCAGUUCUCCUUUGUGAGUGUGUGUGUCCUACAAAAUUUACUGGGGGAAAAAGCUUCUGUAUGGUAUUAAAUUGCAGUAAUUACAGAAUGCUUAUAUAUAGCAACUUUUUAUAACAUAUAAAAAUUCAAAGGAAGCCAGGCUCGGUUUAUGAAUGUCAUGUCCCAGGGUAUGUUUGCUAAUUAUUUAGAAAUCAGAAUUCAUUUCCCUACUGAUCCUCUGUUCUGGGACCCCAGGCCAGGUUAUGGAAAGAAGAGUACCCCAGACUCUUCCCAAACACUGCUCGGGCACUAACCUGACGGUGGGUACUGAGAGUACAAAGACGAGAGAACACACAUAGCUCUUUACCUAUAGUUUUGUAAGAGGGUUUUCGUGCCCACCUACAUUCCCAACAUACUCUGCGCUCUGCAUCCAGUCAGAGUUCAACCAGAAAAUUAACUGUUGCAGCGGUACUUCCCAGAGGUAUUCACAGUCUUCAAAAAAGAACAUUGCUUAAUACAAGUAGUCUCCAAUGAACAGGACUCCAGGUCACAGUGAAGUCCGUUGAACCCUCCCAGAGGUGGGGAAGGAGGGGAGAGAAGUAGGAACCCUGGCUAGAGAGAGGCAGACUGGCCAGUGAGUCCCUCACACUCACUACCCUGGUGUCUCAGUUUCUGCCUUUCCCCAAGGUCUCUGAAAGGCCAGGGUCAGGACAGCCUUUGUAGUUAAAACAGUUAUUACUAUAUAUUUACUUGUCCAAGCUGAAUAAGAGUUUGCACAUUGCCUUUGGCUGCUGUUAUUUACUGUCAAAAGUGUGUUGCCCUAAUGUUGAGAUCUACUCUCUUUCUCUAAUACUUUUGCAAAGUGCAUACCAUGAAUACCAGAGUGUAAAAGAAUCUCUGACUCAACAGCUCAGCCAAGGACAUCACACUCUCCAUCAGAUUUCUCCUUGCCAUGAGGGCACAAGUUCAAGGGGAGCAUUGGUCACCUCUCCUGAGCAGCCUGUAAAGAUGCUCGGGCUGCCUCCUUAGGCCAUCUUGUUCUCUCUCCCCUAAGAUUGUUCUCUAGCCUUCUCCAUCAGUACAAAACUAGGCACUUUUUACCAUUUUUAGGCUAUUUAAUGGCUGGCCAAGGCUGAUGCUAACAUACAUAAUGGCUCGAGUUAUAGUGUUUUCCACCAGACACAACAAACUGGUAACAUAAUUCAAAAGUACCUUUAAAUGGACACUUCUUUAGAACAAUAAAUAUCCCAGGGUUUCUUGUUUUAAGGAGAAGGCUUAUACAGAGUCAGUUGAAAGAGUGAUAGAGCCUCACCUGCAAUACAGAACAGAUGUCUUUGACUUCCCUCUUCCCUCAAAUCCAUCACAAUACUGCUUAUGGAGGAAAGUUUUUUUAAAAAGGAAAAUCACUCAUGUCAGUCCCUUCCAACUAAUCAGCCUUUGCUUGGAGCUGAAAACAACAGCAAAAGAGUCACAGACAGCCGGGAGGAGGUGACCUUUGUUGAGUGCCACGUGCAUGUAGGUCCUCACCUAUACCACCAUGUGUUAUUUUCACAGUCACCUGGUGAAACAGGUGUUGCUUUCCUCGGUUUUUCAGAUGAGGACAGAGACCCGGAGAGGUGAAGAAAUUUGCCCAAGAUAACCAGUAAAUGGCAAAGUUGGUUGCAAAAGAGGUAUUCCUGCAUUCAAAGUCCACAUUGUCUCCAUUACACCAUACUGUAAAGGCGGAGUGAACACCGGAGCGUCUCAGGAAUUACACGCUUAAAAUGAGUUAAAAAUACCUCAUUGAUGUCCCAGCUCCAUAAUGUUAUGGGGAUUUUUCUAAUUAGGGUUAAAAAAAGGAUAGUAUUUAUAAAUAGAAAGAUCAGGUAUAACAAUAUUUUGAGCAUCCAAAUAUAAACAAAAUCUAAAUUUUAAUCUUAAAGCAGGCCUUCAGUGGUAAUUUAGAAACCCUGCCAGUUUGGCAGAAAUGACAGAAUAAGAUUAUGCGUGGCCAGCUGUUAACACGGGGAAAAUGUGGCGGUCUGCAUCUGGAAUGACGCGUGCAAAUUGGGAACCUUUUCCAAUUACCACUUAAUCACUAAGAAUAAAGUGCCCUGUAGCCAACAGUGCCUCUCUGUUUGUUUCCCUGGGAAGUAUAUAGUACUAAAUGUGUAGGACAGUAUCUCUAAGUUCGGGAAUAUGCAAAAUAAAUAACCAUUUUCAAAUGCAUACUCUGGAGAGGAAGUCUUAGUUACACAAAACUGUUGAAGAUCCAGCUACUGAGGGCAUCAGGUCAAUACCCACAGUAACCACCCUGUGCCGUGACACCUAAAUAUCCCUGUGUACUUCGCAGACAAGGAAACAGGCAGAAGGAGAACCCAGAACUCAACAUGUGUUUGGGGGCCACUUAGUGGUCCCAGUGAGAUUCAGCACGGCCUUUAAAAAGCAAGAGGCUGCUUUCAAGCACUUUUUAUUGGAAAUAUGAGCUUGUUAUUGGGCAAGAUUUAUGAAACUGGUAAAGAACUCAUUUAUAUCUAUGCUUCAUAAAAAAAACCCUAUGUCUUCUCACUGAUUAGUAGACCGAUCUAGAAAACUGUUUGUGAGAUUCUCUUCCUGUACUUGUAUCGUAAUGUUUGUAUGUGAUGUGGAAGUAACUGAUAAUUAAAAUUUCGGACUAAAACACCAUAUAGCUUUCCGAACCACAAUUAUAACUUCAGAAAAGACAGGCCCAAAAGGAAAAAAAUCAUGUCCUGGGAUAGUCUAAGAGAAACUCAGUUGAGAACAGCGCUCGAUUUUCUCACUAACCGCGGCACCACUUCUUGGCUGAAGAAACGCCACUGGCAUCAUACAAAACAGUCCUCUCUGUGUGUCCUAAUGCAAGGGCACUCCCGGGAGGAGAGACUGGCUGACCGUCUUAGUGACAGAGCUGCAGCUGGCUGCUGGUGAACCCUCCCAGGUACGGCCCUUGCCACCUCUUCAAGCACCAGGAACUGUGUGUGCUGUCAGUUCCUCUCCUGAAGGUAUAAGUAAUGGUUGUCUAGUGUCUCCUGACUUGACAAUAGCAGUCCUCGGACGUCAGCUCACAUCAGAAUCAUCUGGAGCGCUGGCUCAACUAAAACACAGCUUGCCAGGCCCAGACUUUCUGAUGCAGUAGGCCUGGAAGUCUGCAUUCCUAAACAAGUUCCUAGGGGGUGCCCACGCUGCUGCCCUGGGGACCACACUUUGAGAACCACUGUCUUGAGAAAAUUUCCAACUCUUACCUUUAAGAUCAGAUUGACUCAUCAAGAACUAGAGAAAAACUGAACUUAACCUUGGGCCGACAACUUGGGAUUGGAUUUCUCUACAGCAUUCCUGCUCCAUCUUACCCAUUUCUGUUUACUACACCAACAAAUUGUUUUUUUACAAGCUCGAGGACAAUGAAUGUGUGAGUUCUAUGGAGCAGUGAGAUCAGCGCAAGCUUCUCGUCUUUGUAUGUAGAAACAUUGACUCUGUGGACAACCAUUUGUGUCCUGGUGGCCCUUCGACUUGUACUGAGGUGAUUUUAAGUUCAAGUAUGUGGUGUUUGUGUUUCUUCUGUUCUUACAGUUUUAAUGAGAUGUUUCCAUGCAGACUCCAUCGUAACCUUGGCUCCUGGCUCCCAGAUGUUUUUGAGUAGUUGCUUGCUUGCCAGUAUUUUUCUCUCUCGUUAGUCACCAAAAUGUCAGCACUUCAACGUGACAUUACACUGCUUGAUGUACCUUCCUUUUCCGCUUAAUUGUCUGGUGUAAACUAAUAUUUUAAUUUCCUGUAGACCUGCAGUCUCCCAAAUGGCUUCAUGGAAAUUUGCAAACAUAACCACUCCCUUUUGAGCAGUAAAUGUGCCUGUUUCAAAGACUUCCCAGUGGAUGUGUCCGGUUGGUGCUCUCAUCUGCACAAGAGAGACCAUGUUCGUUUUCUCAUCUUCCGAAUGAGGGGAGAACUGUGAAAGUGCAUCGGCAUGCUUUGGGAAUACAGUGAAGUCACGUUAACUCAAAGAUGGCUGGGGCCUUGGUUUAGUUAUUCACUCUCUAUCCGAUUAAUUAGCUUUGGUGAUUCUUUUUACAUGAAAAAAAAUAAGGAACAUAGAAGGAAUAAUUCAAGAGAAAAAAAAUUAAGUACCUUAAAAUCAUCACCCAUGUGUAAAUUAUAUUAAUUACACAUCAUUCUUAUUGAUUUAAUAAAGUUUCUCUAAAUUCUUCUUAAGUACCCUGACAUCAUUUAAAUUAUUCUCUUGCAUGAAUAGGAAGUAAUGACUAUAUUUACUAGAAUUAAUGAGAUCAGAAAGUAUAUCAAAGUGUUAAUGGUAUCAAGGAUUCAAAUCCUUGCCUCUGUGAAUGGAAAUAAAGUUCUUCGUUUUACUUUUGUUUUCAUUAACCUUUUUUGGAAAUUAUGUAUGCAUUUAAUUCUUUUAAGAAUAAUUUAUUUUCUAAUUAAAUUUUUAAAUUAAUCUCUAAAAAUAAUUUAUUUUCUAUUUAUUUUACCAACUGGUGCCAAAAAAAAGGGGAGGGAGAUCUAAAAGCCAAUCUUUUGAACUACCACAUAAAAUAUUAUGUUUUCUCUGAACGUUGGGGAAGCUCUGCUCCCUGACAGCACCAGCCACCCAUGGUCGUCCAUGGCUACCUCAUGAUUAUGCGCAAGCUACUUCUUACCCCUCCCUCUACUGUUUGUUCUUUGGAUUUUUGUUGGAAGUAGUUCUCGCUGAUAAGAAUAAGUUUCCCACUAAGUAGGCAAAACUGGACAAAGAGAGUGCUUCUGAUAUUUCGGUUUCACCUCAGUUGAAACCACGUGGUGGAAUAUACGGGUACGGCGUGAUGGGGCAGGAGAAGGUGCCUAGAGGGGAAGGCUGAUUGUGUCUGUUUAUGUUUCUUGAUUUGAUUUUUGGUGGGUUGGGGGGAGGUAAGAAUAAAAAAUGUAUUGCCCUAAUCAUGCCACACAAUUAUUAUUCAAGAUUAUUUUUGUGCUUUUCUAAGAGGAAUAAACUUAAAUACGUUCUAAACAGUUCCCCUACGACCAUGUCCCUGCUCUAAAUAAAGCCAGUGGGUGGUAAGGGUCCUUUUUAUCCUUCCUUGUAUUAUGCCAAAGAACUGACUUGUUUUUGCUGAAAAAUGUAAAUGAAUGAAGCUUGGUAUAGCCAUAAUGAUUUGAGUCAGUAUACCAUUUCAUCUGCAUAAUGCAAAUGUAUCAUUGCAACCCCAUUCACCGGGAGCCUUGAAGCGUUUCGUUCUCUCCAAAGGACUUGUCAAGGAAGUGCAGUUUUGUUUUGCCUUAUCAUUUAGUCGGUUUGGUCACAUUUAUUAAAAAAAAAAAGAAAGAACUGAAAACCACCCUCCUUUGUACGUUGGUAUAACUUUGAUUUGAUAUGAUCUACGUGUUGUUUAACGGGUCUCUGUGAGCAAGUUCACAAGUGUGUUUUGUGUGCAUUUUAUCUGAGGUGAAAAUGAAAAUUCUAAAGAGAAAAUAUUUUAAAAGAUAUAGUAUUUAUG